Molecule: messenger RNA, 6878 nt
Organism: Anarrhichthys ocellatus (wolf-eel)
Lineage: Eukaryota; Metazoa; Chordata; Actinopteri; Perciformes; Anarhichadidae
Product: carbohydrate sulfotransferase 1
Exons: 2
Coding region: 5209-6474 (421 amino acids)
Biological process (GO): sulfur compound metabolic process; N-acetylglucosamine metabolic process
Molecular function (GO): N-acetylglucosamine 6-O-sulfotransferase activity
Source: RefSeq, a predicted model, not a curated record
AACAUUUUUUUUAAAUCUGUUGUUGCAUUUUACGCGCAGCGAGGUGCAGACGAACUGUUAUCUAACUAACAAGAUGCUCUAAUCGGACAAAGAGUAUCAUGAUAGUGAUAAUAUGAGGAGUAAAAGCAGUAUUUAUGAUCACUCCACACAGCGACUUAAAGUGUGUCAGCAGUUGAUGAGUUUUGACCUGGUCUUACUUUAUCGGCUUUGCGAUGCUGCUGCUCCACACGGGCGAAAUGUGUUUCAUUCUUCUCACAUUAAUCAAAGAAUGCUACAGUAGUUUUUAAGUGAUAUUUAGCCGCUAAAGAUUUGAAUACAUGUAUUCAAAUCUUGAAAUAUUGGUAUGAAUCAUUGAAAAUAUAUUUCCACUAUUUCCAGAUGCAAAGGUUUGCUCUCCAUCACUGUUAAGCACCAACCGGGAUUUUAAUGGAUUUCCAGGUGAACACUGGUUGAUAUUCGGUCUGAACGUCUAAGACCUAUUUUCACCGUUUUUUCAACCGGCUAAAAUGUGGUUACAACAUCAACGUGUCACAAAACACCAACGUUUAAAAAAAUGUUGAUGGUUUGUUCAGUUGUAGGUUGAAAGAGAGACGAUAUUGGCUUCUGUGAACACAAAAAUGUUCUCGAAAGUCAUAUUACACUGAAGUCUGUGGUCUACACAAAGAUAUGAUUUGAAUGUUUCAUACAAAAUGUCAUAAAUAUGGAACUAUAGAUGUAUGCUGCCAACAAGAUGCUCCCAGGACAUCGUAAUGAGAGUGUUUACUGCUGGAACACGCUUUGGCUUUGGCGCUUUGGCUCAGAGUGCUUCAACUUUGAAAGUUGCACUGGUCUGGAAACUCGGCACUGAACUUGAAGAGCGAAGUGAACGAGCUGACGGAAUAAACAUGAGGCUUCACGCUAACGCCAUACUUUGUAAGUAUUUUAACUACUUUAUUUCAACUAUGCAAAGCGAAAUUAGCCCCAUUAGUAUCAUUUUAUGCUGCUAACGAUGAAGGCGAGGCUGCUAGAUUGUAGCGAUAGUAUGUUAGCUUUCAGUAUUAGCAUGUUAGCCUAUAGCGUACUGCAGCAUGGACCCACAGUAAACAUAAACAUGUGUGUUAGUUAAAUGUUGGAGACUGUCUUUAUGGGCUAUUGCCCCAACGUUAUAAAAUUUAGUUUUUAGGCCAUUUUACAUAUGAAAUACACGACAGAAAACGAGCAGGGCUGUACACAGUCUGAAUGGGGAGGAAGUGAGUAAAACAAAGUGAUGUGUAAACAAGAAGAUGAUCAAAACAUUGUUUGGCAUGCAGCAAUAUACAAACAAUAUAAAAUAUUAUACUGUGUAAUAUCCCAGUGAGCAUCUUUCCGCUGAAAGGACGUUUAAUAAACGACUGUGGUCAGCGGUGAAAAGACGUCAAGAGUUCAAAAGUGAACAUCUUUUUUCAAAUACUUGUUUCUUUUGCAGAUGGCCGUCUGAAACCUGCUCCUGUGACGACGACAUUUAAAGAAGUAACGGAAGAUUUUGUUCAUCAAUCGUGUAUUUUCAAUUUCAUUGUAGUUGAAUUUAAAGAACAUUGUUGAUAUUGUAUUUAUAUUGCUGCUUAAUAAAUACAAAUGAAUUGUUGCCUUUGUCUCUUGGUCUUCUUUGUCCUGUACGUGGAAGUUGUUGAAGUGUUACUAUGACUACCUAUUUAAUUGCUAUUUCACUGUGAGCAUUUUUAGGUUUAAAAGAUGUUUAAAACACAGUUAUGAUUAAAAAGACGUUCAAAAUUGAAAGUUUUUUUGUUAGAAAAAUUCACUCGAGGCGAUGUAAAAAUCAUUAAUCACAAGACAUUUAUAUUUAUUUGAUAGACAAAACAGCUGCUGAAGACGCCUGGUGUCCCAGAAAGUUCACACAAGGACACAGGCCUUAAACACUUACAGAGGACAUGAGCUUUUGUUAAAUGUAAACAUUCCUUAAUCACUUAAACACAUACUAAUUAGUCAUUUCGAUUUUUUCCCAACAUUUUUCCACUGGCUUUUUGAAGACCAUAUUUCACCAGGAUUUGCAAUAUUAGCUUUCAACUGAGAAAUGUGGAUGCGGUUUCUUAGUAAGCCUCUAAAAUGACGGAAUACUAUUAUUUACACAAUGAAAAAAAAUCUCUAUUGCAAAUCCCGGUGAAAUAUGGUCUAAGCGUGAACGUUUAAUCAAUGUCUUCUAAUAGUACAUGAAAAAACUUUAAGUUUUAAACCAAUUUUGAACGUCUUUUCACUGGUAAAAUGCUCACUGGUUACUGUGUCGAUGUAAGUGACAGGGUGAGAUCAAAUUGCAGGUCUCUUUUGCUACUAAUUAAUUUCAUCUUCACUUAACUCCAUUAUUUCUUCGUUAUGAUUCAUUUAUCACUCAAACAGCCCACUGUUUGUACUGCUCUUCCUUCUGUGUAGUGCCUUUAUUCACUCUGUGUGUGUGCUGGAGGAAUCAUGUAGGACAAGAUUCAUCUUCUCUCCUCCAUCACAGGAGCUCCUCUGUAGCCCGGGGUCAGAUCUAGCUCCUCUGCAUCCUGCAGCGGCUCUGCUCUGCUCUCCGCCUGUGGCACUCUGCAUGUAUACAUGUGUCUAUAGUUGUUGGUUUAGAGACAGAAAGAGAAAGGGAAAAGGUAGAUAGAUGGAGAACAGAGGGAAAAAAACUAAGUGGAGAUUUGAAGCUCCUCUUGGCGUUAUACUGUUGCUCAACCCUCUGUGUUUCCCAGGAUUGAUCGUUGCCAAUAAACCACCUCACUCAGAAGAUCUGUGAACACACAGAGGUGUCUUAAUAGAAAAAUCUUUGGCACUGUCACAUCCCUCAAUCACUUGCAUCCCAAAUCCCUCAGUCCCAACCUCAUCACUAGCUUCUAACCUCAUUUGUUGCCUUUAUUUUCCACAGAGGCAAUUGCCUUUCCUCCACCAUGCCCAAAUAUCAUUACCUCCACACACCUUUGCUGCUAGCUAUGUUAACUUAGCAGCUGCAACUGCUGCUGAAUUUACAACUCAAACCCGCCAGAGCAGCGCACGCCGCAUGGUGUAAUCUUUGGUUGAUCCUGUCCCCGAGGCUUUUAUCCCCUGUAAGCACUAUUAUUGUUUGGGGGAAACAAAAGCUGGGACCAUCUGAAGUUCGUAGUCCCUUUCCAGCUGUUGACAGAGUGUCUAUUAUUCCUGGUACGAGCCUCGGUACGGGAGGAGUUAUACGCCAGGGAGAAAAGAGGACUUGCAAAUCAAAUUGCUUUAAUCCAUUGAAGCAUCUGUCCUCAUUCUCUAGAGGGCAGCAGGGUGUGUAGCAGAGGAGGCACUGAGCCCCGAUCACGACUGGAAAGGAAAACAAAACCUGUCGCUGAGGAAUCAUAUGUGCCUUGGUCAGCCAGCUGUGCAGUGCAUGUUGGGUAUGGAUGGCAGGACUGUCAAAUUGACAGAUUUUUCCCCCUCUUUUCUCAAGUGUCAGAUAUGGUAAGAAGCUUGGUCAAAGUUUUUCAUUAUCUGCAGUCAUUCAUGCUUCUAUUUCUCUGCUUUUUCACCCAUUUUUUCUGUCUUUCAACAAACGCACAAACACAACGUGCAGCUUUAAAAUUGUUCCGGAAAAAGAGACAAACAGUACAGCAUCCCCAACUCUGUGAUUCUGUCUGCAGCUAACAAAGUUUUUCCCCCUGAUGGGUUGAUUCUGUGAUUGCUGUUUUUUUUGUCGUAUUCAAACAGAAUGGCUCAUGAUGUCAACCCGAUUUCUUUUCCCCUCACCCACAGAGUAAAUGUCUUUCGUUUUGCGCUGUUUGUGAUUAAUGGAACAUCAAAAGCCGAUCUGAGCUCAGUGUGAUACAUUCCUGAGGAUAUGAGUCUGCCAGGGACACAUAAACAUCAUUAAUGAACAAGAGACAGACUGGAGUGAGACAGAGUGACAGAAAAAGGGUGAGAAGAAGCAAACAGGAAGGCGAUAGUUAUUUUUGUCAGUAAUAUGACGUCUAUAUACCUGUGGUUUUGAUGAUGAUUGCCUCGGUGAGUGAUGGAGACACAUUUUGCACCCCGGGAUCUGGUGUGAUUACCUACCAUCGGUCUGGUGCGAACAGACAAAUGGAUGGCAGCAUCUUUUUUUUUUUUCUAAAUCCAUUUGGAAAAUCACAUCUCCCUUUGCUCUUUCAUGCCCAGUGGCAAAAAAACUCGGAAGUGUACAAAGGGAACUUCUUCACUCAUCUAUGUGAAGACAGCUAUAUUUAUCUGGGUAUGUAGCUCUCUGUUGGGCUUAGAGGCUUAAUUACCCAGACGAGAGGAAAGCAAAAGUGAAAUGCAAUUAUGCAACUGUGCGCAGAGUAGGCUAUCUUGAAUAGUGGAACUGUUGUGACAUUACUGCUAACAUUUCGCAGUAGAGGUCUGAUCUUUGUGUCGUGUUUUUCUGCAGAACAAAUCUGUGGAUCCUUUAGGGAACAAAUCCUGAAUCCAAAGCGUUUAGGCUUCUUCUGGUAGAAAUGCUAAAAGGUGCGGUCUGUUUGCUCCACUUGGAGAGCGAGAAAGAGCAACCUCUCCUCCAUUCUGCACUUUUUAUGAAACACAGACAUAUGUGCUCUCAAAUGAUUCUUUUUUACAUUUUGGUAAAUCUCUCUUAUUCACUCUUAUUCACUUACUUGCUAAUAUGAAGCUACAACCAGCAGGUUAGCUUAGCUUAGCAUAAAGACUGGAAACUGAGGAAAACAGCUAUAUCUUGGCAGUCUGAAGGUAACAAAAUGUGUCUACCAAGACCUCUAAAGCUCACUAAUCAACAUGCUAUAACAAUUUAUUAAGUGAGCUUUAAAGGGAUGAUUUUGUCAAAGAAAGAGCCAGACUAACUAUUUACUCCAUUUCCGUCUUUAUGCUAAGCUAAGCUAAGUACAGACAUGAGAGUGUUGUAGAUCUUUUCAUAUAACUAUCAGCAACCACACUAGAAAACACUGUUACACAAUUAGUAGGACACGCGUUCACAUUCUAAACUGGCAAGGGAAAUCUCAAAUGGAAAAGUUAAUGUGUCAUGCUUUACCUUCUCCUGUUUGAGUGCCCUUGAGCAAGAAUCCUAACUGCUCCAGCAAGAGCUGCUCAUUGGCCAUCAGUGGAGGGCUGCAGGCGUAAAGGAGUGGGAGCUAGCUGCACAUGCAUGAAGCUGAAAAAAAGGCAUUAAAAUGAAAUCUCAUUGUGUAUCUCUCUGUGCCUCCCUGUCGGCGUCAGCGUGAAGGAUGUAGAGCCAGAGGGGGGGACAGGAUGGAGUGUUCCUGGAAGACGGUGCUGCUGCUGGUGUGUGCGUCUCUUGGGGUCCAGUACACAGCCAUCCGCACCCUGAGGGACUCUCUGUCUGGGCCCUGUCAGGGGACCUACCGCUGCCAGACCAGACACCACAGAGACUCCAGGUGGAAAGCUUUGUGCGAUGACGGCUGGAUGCCCGUCGAUUCGCCUCGGAAGCACAUCCUGCUGUUUGCCACCACGCGCAGCGGCUCCUCCUUCACCGGGCAACUCCUCAACCAGCACCCAGGGAUCUUCUAUGUAUUUGAACCUCUCUACCACGUCCAGCAGGCAUUCACCAACUCCAGCAGCAGGCUGCGUCGCACCCUGGACCGCCGGGCCCUACUGGGAGCAUACAGAGACCUCCUCCUCAAUCUAUACACCUGUGACCUUCACUUCAUGGAGAAUUACAUCCGUCCGGAGCCCCAGGACCACGUCACAAGCUCCUUCUUCCGCCGAAGCUCCAGCCACGCACUCUGUUCCCCUCCCGUGUGCUUCGAUGGAGGUGAUGUGGCGGCCUCUGCUACGCCUGAUGAAACCUGGUGUCCCAAGAAGUGUGGGGCCCUGAACCUCACCCUAGCCUCUAUGUCAUGUCUGUCAAGGGAACACGUAGCCAUCAAGACUGUGCGGGUCCCCGAGGUGGGGGACCUGCGCACCUUGACAGAGGAUCCACGUCUGGAACUGAAGAUUGUGCACCUGGUGCGAGACCCCAGAGCCAUCCUUGCCUCACGCAUGAUGGCCUUCUCAGAUCAAUUCCGCGCUUGGAAAAUAUGGAACGCAACUGGACGGCAGCCUCGAUAUGUGGACUUGACACAGAUCACCAGUACCUGCAAAGACAUGGCGGGCUCUGCAGAAACAGGCCUGCAAAGGCCGGCAUGGCUGCGGGGACGCUACCUGCUGGUGCGGUAUGAGGACCUGGCGUUCAAUCCAAAGGACAAGGUCACUGAGAUCUACCGGUUUGUAGGGCUUGAGAUGGAGGACAGGGUGCGGAUGUGGAUUGCAAAGAACACCAACAGUAAUGUGUCGUCCCCUUCAGAAUGGAACUACAGGUACUCCACCACCAGAGACUCCAGAGCGACAGCAGAGACCUGGAGGCUGCGUCUGGGCUUUGACAUCGUGAGGACUGUGCAGAAUCUGUGCAAUGACACUCUGGCUCUGCUGGGAUACAAGCAGGUUCACUCUGCAGCUGAACUCAGAAACCUGUCUCACAGUUUAGUGGAACACAGGACCUUUCAACCAAUCACAUGAUAGAUUAGAUUUUUAAAAACUGCUUCUUUAUUUAUUACAGCUGACUUUCCUCUCAUGAUGCCGAUUAAAUGAAUGUAAUUUAUCUUAUUUUUCAAUAAUGCCGAAAGUAAUUUAUUAUAACUUUUUAUGGUUUUGUUAAAGAUAUUAAAAGUGCCAAACGUCAAGCGUGUGUGACACGGGAAAGGGUAUUUAUCUAGAAUAAAGUCUAUACUGCUGUAUAUGUUGAUUGAAAAAAAAUGUAUCGGCUCGUUCGGCAAAACACUGAAUCUUUCUGUGAUUAUUUAUUAUUAUUAUUAUGCUGUUUUUUAAAAUACAUUUUCUCAGAAUUUCAGUGUUUAAAUGACAAUAAGAGAGAAUUGAAAGAGCAGGGACCAUUUCAGAGUAAAUCUGACCUCUGACCUACA